Molecule: messenger RNA, 841 nt
Organism: Marchantia polymorpha subsp. ruderalis
Lineage: Eukaryota; Viridiplantae; Streptophyta; Marchantiopsida; Marchantiales; Marchantiaceae
Source: the annotation of a GenBank genome assembly
CCGUGUCUACCGCUUUGUUCAGGUUCAAUAACUUCCCAAGCCGUAGUAGCGCAUGUAGCUUCCCCUGCACUGUCUGGAGGGCUUCGAGUCACCCGCAUGGACAGCUGGUUUUACCAUGCUCUACAUAAAAUUAAAAGCUCCUCCGCGUGUGACAAACUUUUCAGAGCCAAUUCGCAGUCUCCGCUGAAGGCUGAAAUCCGUCUGGCUUCUCAACUUGCCGUUGCAAAUGAGCAAAUGAACGUACUCCUUCUCCCUGUUCUCGUAUCACAUCAGUCUCAGACAUUAGCUCGGGGCAGGAAUAUUCAUGUUGUCAUCGACUGGCGUCCGGCAGCGGCUCCGGAUCCAUAUGACGAUGACACCUCUCCAGUCGAUCUACAAUGUCAUAUACCUGUGCCUUAGAUCGAGGUGCGCCUAAGGUGACAGCCCUGACUCGCAUCCGGUGAGACCUGUCGUACAAGAAGGAAAAAACACGACAGGAUUGCCGGUGGCUUCGUUGAUCCAGUGUCAUGGGCAAAACCCCACACCUAGAACAUGGAGGCCAUCAGCUGGCCGCAUAGAGCUUACAGCGGGGUCACGAGAGACAAAAUUGCACUUCAGGACUCCUCAAUAACACAUAAUCUGACACAAAGUACUGUUGUCCAGGUGUCUCUGAGCAACUACUUGUCGAGCACAGAGCACACACAUCCAUCAACAACUCGGCGCACUGUUCGCUGCCCACCAUUUCUGACGCCCUCCAACGGGGACCUAUCGACCAAUCAUUAUGACAGAGGCCUGCGGAAAAAGACUGCUGCCUCAUCCCGCUCGCCCUACCCCAACGUUCCCCCGGAGCCCCUCGAUCCCA